Molecule: messenger RNA, 1554 nt
Organism: Kwoniella botswanensis
Lineage: Eukaryota; Fungi; Basidiomycota; Tremellomycetes; Tremellales; Cryptococcaceae
Exons: 6
Coding region: 1-1554 (517 amino acids)
Cellular component (GO): endomembrane system
Molecular function (GO): GDP-Man:Man(1)GlcNAc(2)-PP-Dol alpha-1,3-mannosyltransferase activity; alpha-1,3-mannosyltransferase activity
Source: RefSeq, a predicted model, not a curated record
AUGGCACCUCCCGUAAAGCAGCCAGAGAAGCUGAGAAUAGGUUUCAUACAUCCUGACCUCGGUAUAGGCGGCGCAGAGAGGUUGGUAGUGGACGCUGCUGUAUCAUUGCAGAAUCUAGGCCAUGAAGUGGUGAUGUUCACUUCGAGACAUGAUCCCAAGAGGUGUUUCGAGGAGACAAGGGAUGGUACACUCAAGGUACACGUCUUGGGCUCAUCAAUCCCUCGUUCUCUCACCUCUACUGUUCCAUUAACGAUAGUAUUUUCAAUCCUUCGUUCAUUACUCUUAUCGAUCCUCUUGAUCCUUUCUAUUCAUUGGCCAGAACCAGCUGUAUUCUUUAAUCCGCUCGCACCAUUAAAACCAUUCGACGUAUUUAUAGUAGAUCAACAAUCAGUUUCUAUCCCCCUGAUCAGACUCAUGACAGGUACGAGGGUUGUAUUUUAUUGUCAUUUCCCCGAUAAACUCUUAUCAGGUGGAUGGGAGAUAAAUAUCGAUGAAAAUGAGAAGAAAGUGGAAAGAAAGAAGACAGGAUUGUUAAAGAGGUUAUAUAGAUGGCCUAUUGAUAAGUUGGAGGAAUUCACUACUGGUCAAUCAGAUAUAAUCUUAUCCAACUCGAAUUUUACCUCUGGAGUAUAUUCCAAAGUAUUUCCAUCAUUGGCCAAAAGACCUCCAAGGGUAGUUUAUCCCUGUAUAGAUGUAGAUAAUUACCAAACAUCCACGCAGAAGAAAGGAAAGGGAAAAGGCAAGGAAAAGGUUGAUCCGGAGAUUGUAUUGAUCGCGUCUGAUCGACCAACAUUGCUUUCAUUCAAUCGAUUCGAAGCUAAGAAGAAUGUCGCUCUAGCUAUCAGAAGUUUCGCAAAGCUCAGAGAUGAUGGAUUGGUAUCUGAUGAUGAAUUUGACAAUCUGAGAUUAGUGCUUGGAGGUGGAUACGACAAAGAUGAACUUGAUAACCUCACCACACUCAAAAACCUCGAAACACUAUGUAACGAACUAUCCCUUCGACAUCAUACCAUCUCAUCUACCGAUCCUAUCCCAAUCCCACCAAUGUACAACACUCAAGUUUUGUUCAUCUUGAAUUUCACUAACAAACAAAGAAGUCAUCUAUUGACUUCCUCAAAUACAAGAGGAUUGUUAUAUACUCCUUCGAAUGAACAUUUCGGUAUAGUCCCAUUAGAAGCUAUGUCAUGCGGCAUUCCGGUCCUGGCUGUAAAUUCAGGUGGUCCAACAGAAACUAUCAUAGAUUACGAACAGAACCCUGACGAAGGUACGGGAUUCCUCGAAUCACCUAAUCCAACGGAAUGGUCAAAAGCCCUUUCGGUACUGUUGCAUCUAUCCGACCAAGAUCGCGAAACUAUUUCGAAAUCUGCUAGGAAGAGAGUAGAAGAUAAGUUCAGUUUGAACACUUUGGGUAAAGAGUUGGAAGUAGCUUCGAGGGAUGCUAUUGCCAUGGGAAAUAUAAAUGAGGUGUUAGGUGAUAUCUUGAUUUGGGCAAGUGCGGGGUUGAUUGCGUUUGCGGCUUUGGGUUUGGCGGUAACGAUUUAUGUGUUGAACGAGUAG